Messenger RNA from Stereum hirsutum FP-91666 SS1, 1353 nucleotides. RefSeq lists its product as uncharacterized. NCBI's taxonomy places the organism in Eukaryota, Fungi, Basidiomycota, Agaricomycetes, Russulales, Stereaceae. The record is from RefSeq and is a predicted model, not a curated record. The transcript has 3 exons. The coding region runs from base 137 to 874 and encodes 245 amino acids.
GUCUCGCCAGCCCUCAGCAUCGUCUUCAACGAUUCACACCGACCGCAGAACACACAUAACGAACUCGGAUCACUCCAGAGCAUCCAACAGUACACGUUCCUACUACUUAUACCGCUGACGUCGACGAGUGCACAAGAUGACAACGAACGGCAACAUCAUCUCACCCACACCAAGCCCGGGCUUCCGUGCGCCCUCCCCUUUCUUCCGACGCAAUCGGAUCCUGGGUCGAGCGCCGUCACCUCCUACAUGGGCCUGCUACGAGCAGAUUCACUCGGACGACUACUACGACGGCGAGUUCUCUUGCUCUGACUCGGAUUCUGGGGGAGAAGAUAACGAUGAUGAUGAUCAUCGAUCCUGCUCCGAGGAUGGAGAGGACUACGAUGUUGCUGCUGUCGAUGGCUUGGGCGACCAGCAGGGUCAGGGCAACGACAGCGCUGUCGUCGAUAGCAUGGACGUUGAUGAGGUUGGAGAUGCGGAGAAGAAAGCGCAGGAGCGUGCGCUCGCACAGGCGAAGAGCAAAGGGAAGCAGAAGGCCGUCGAUGAUGAGCAGGAACACGGACGCGAAGAGAUACUGGUGACUCGCAAGGUCGCCCGCCCUGCUCGCAGAAAGGGGAGAGACAGUUACAGGAGGCAGCCUGAAGCCAACCUACGUCCAAUUUUGACCAUUCAGAAGAGCCAGGGCUUUGUGUGGAAUCAGGAUCUCUUUGUACCUCCAUACAUCAAAGAUCGAUACGUUGCAUCAACUUCUCCUGCCAAUAGCACCGGCUUUGUUUCCACGUCCGCGUCCUCGACAAACUCGGCAUGGGACAACUACGAGGUCGAAGUCGUCGAGAUUCGUGUGCGCGAGGGAGAACUCAACGACAUCAUCCCCUGAAACAUCGCAGCUGGCCUGCUCAUCUCUAUUCUACGGUUACAUCGGGUGUCCACGUCCAGGUUGCCACGCCACAGUUGGUACGGUGUAUCCACACAUCUACACUGGGACUCACGUCCAUACUCUAUCCCUCCCUAUUCGUAUUUGACAUGUUUCAAACCUGCUCACCACACCCUCGUUGAGCCUCCUUCGGUUUAAUAUGCAGAGUUUCAUACUUACGUUCCCCUCUCCAUUCCCAUAACCUCGCCUCAGAAUUCUACUAUCUUUCUUCUCCCCUCUCAUUCAAAUCUACGGACUUCGUUUUUGCAUUUCUCCGGGUCACCGUUGCUCUCCAUAUCCCAUUCGUGCUUCGCUUUCUUGAACCUUUUUCACUGCAGUUUGCCCUAUCAGGCCCGGAUAUGUUCAUUGUAUAAUUCCUUGUAUUAUGGUUUCCGUUAUAUAAAGUGUUGUGUCCUACAUACGUGUUCCAAUGCCCCCACACA